AUGGCGCUCUCUGAGGAUGUCAAGAAAGCUGUGGAUGAGGAGGUCGACGGCGGUCGGAGUCUGGCGGUGGACGACGACGAGGGUGAGCAGCGCAACCCUGUGAAGCGGCUCAAACUGAUGUUCCGCGUUGCUGAUGAUGGUGUCUCAAGAUUCCGGAUCGGAAAUCCGCAAACCACGCCCGGUUCUGAGAUUCAUGGGCAGCGUAGGAUUGUGAUUAGAGAGAGAGUUGCAGAAACAGCGUCCGGUUCUGAGAGACGUCCUCCCAGAAAGGUGAUCACCAUUAGAAGAAGAGUUGCGGAAACAAUGUCCAAUCCUCGGAGACGUGGGGGACAGGUGAUCAUUAUUCGAAACAGACUUCCACGAGUUCCAGCCGAUGCCACCCUUUUGGCAUUGUGUUUCUGA
Molecule: messenger RNA, 402 nt
Organism: Oldenlandia corymbosa var. corymbosa
Lineage: Eukaryota; Viridiplantae; Streptophyta; Magnoliopsida; Gentianales; Rubiaceae
Source: the annotation of a GenBank genome assembly